AUGACUCCGUUUCCAGUUUUGUACAAGUUCCUGCAUUUUUUGCGGAUAAUAUUUCACUACUCAGGACUCUUAAGGAUCUACUACGAUAAGCCCAAACAACGCUACUAUCAUCAGAGAAGCUUCUGUCAGUAUAUGCCGAUUGUAUUACUCGUCCUCAUCAGUAUUAUGCACUUGGUCUGGCGCUGCAGAGUGGAAAUCCAAAAUGAACUCUUUAACUCAUUGGUGCCGGGCUCGCGACCUCCAAGAGAUAACUUUGAAUUAUUUCGCCAAUUCUUCUCCGACAUCGUCUUUAUUAUAACAUUCAUCGGUGCCUGUAUAUGGCAAGAUAAGCUCUGGUGUAUCGUCAAUGAAGCUCAGCUGGCCUACAAGAAACUUCGACCGUAUCUGGGUAAUAAAUGGCAGUGUUCGUUCCUAUUGUUAGCACUCUGUCUGCUGCUCAUCGGCCUUCUGGUAGUGAUGUGUGCUUACGGUAUUUGGAUGGACUGGCCCCACUGGGCAGACGACGGUGGUGCGCCAAAAGUUUUAAAUUUCCUCAUGCUGUUUGUUCAUUUGAUUUUCGCCACAAUCAUGGCCCUACAUGCCAUUUACCAUUUGAUGAGUGCGGCGCUUCUCCAAACUAUCAACAAUCGCAUACGCCGGCUAAAGCAACCGGACAAACAACUGAAGGUUAUUGGACAUGUGCUGAUUGCUCAGCCACUGCUCAAGAAGGCCAACGAAUACGCUGGGCGAUGCUGGUCCUUUGUAGUGCUGUGCAGCACCUACGAUGUCAACGAUUUGAUUCAGCAGCAAAAGAGCGAAGACGACCGCAUUGAUGAGGCCGAUUGGAAUGGUCAGGAUCCUGAAGCUGGACAUGCUGAAUUGUUGCAUCAUGCCGCUCUGAUUCUGGCCUGGCAUCUGGCUAUGAUGUUGGUGCUUCUUUGUGGAGCACAUACGCAUCAAAAGGAACACCAAAAGCUCAUUGAUAGUAUUUGGGAAGUCCAUGAAUAUGUGGGUGAUGAAUCUCUUUGUUUCUAUUUCACCCACCGUGAAUAG
This is a messenger RNA of Scaptodrosophila lebanonensis, 1032 nucleotides long. RefSeq lists its product as uncharacterized. The coding region runs from base 1 to 1032 and encodes 343 amino acids. The transcript is spliced from 3 exons. NCBI's taxonomy places the organism in Eukaryota, Metazoa, Arthropoda, Insecta, Diptera, Drosophilidae. The record is from RefSeq and is a predicted model, not a curated record.